AUGGCCACGCCGACUCCACCGCAGAGUGCUCCUCCUGCCACUCCAGCCCCAGCCCCGGCUCCGGCUGCAGCUCCGGCUUCAGGUCCGGCUCCAGCCCAAGCCUCAGCCCCAACUCCGGCCCCAGCCCCGGCUCCGGCUCAGACUUCGGCCCCAGCUCCAGCUCCUGUCGCAUCCUCAGACCCUACAGCAGCAGCGGGUACAACCGCGGCCCCGGGGCAGAGCCCGGCCGCAGCGCAAGCCCCAGCGCAGACCCCUGCGCCGCCGCCGCCUGGCCCGGCUCUCCCAGGGCCCUUCCCUGGCGGUCGCGUGGUCCGGCUGCACCCGGUCAUUUUAGCCUCCAUCGUGGACAGCUAUGAGCGACGCAACGAGGGCGCUGCUCGCGUUAUCGGGACCCUGCUGGGAACUGUCGACAAGCACUCGGUAGAAGUUACCAAUUGCUUUUCAGUGCCUCACAAUGAGUCUGAGGAUGAGGUGGCCGUUGACAUGGAAUUUGCUAAGAACAUGUAUGAAUUGCACAAGAAAGUGUCUCCUAACGAGCUCAUCUUGGGCUGGUAUGCUACAGGCCAUGACAUCACCGAGCACUCGGUGCUGAUCCAUGAGUACUACAGCAGAGAGGCCCCCAACCCCAUUCACCUCACUGUGGACACAAGCCUCCAGAACGGUCGCAUGAGCAUCAAGGCCUAUGUCAGCACUUUAAUGGGUGUCCCUGGGAGGACCAUGGGGGUGAUGUUCACACCUCUGACUGUGAGAUAUGCAUAUUAUGACACUGAACGCAUUGGAGUUGACCUGAUCAUGAAGACCUGUUUUAGUCCCAACCGGGUGAUCGGGCUCUCAAGUGACUUGCAGCAAGUUGGAGGGGCGUCAGCCCGCAUCCAGGAUGCCCUCAGCACAGUAUUGCAGUACGCAGAGGAUGUCUUGUCUGGAAAGGUGUCAGCUGACAAUACUGUGGGCCGCUUCUUGAUGAGUCUGGUUAACCAAGUACCCAAAAUCGUUCCUGAUGACUUCGAGACCAUGCUCAACAGCAAUAUCAAUGACCUGCUGAUGGUGACCUACCUUGCCAAUCUUACACAGUCACAGAUUGCCCUCAAUGAGAAACUUGUAAACCUGUGA
Chrysochloris asiatica (Cape golden mole) is the source of this 1110-nucleotide messenger RNA. It is a transcript of the gene EIF3F, whose product is annotated as eukaryotic translation initiation factor 3, subunit F. Gene Ontology annotation, biological process: translational initiation. The record is from RefSeq and is a predicted model, not a curated record. NCBI's taxonomy places the organism in Eukaryota, Metazoa, Chordata, Mammalia, Afrosoricida, Chrysochloridae. Gene Ontology annotation, cellular component: eukaryotic translation initiation factor 3 complex, eIF3m. The transcript is spliced from 8 exons. Gene Ontology annotation, molecular function: translation initiation factor activity; metallopeptidase activity; translation initiation factor binding. The coding region runs from base 1 to 1110 and encodes 369 amino acids.